AUGCCGAACCAAGACGAACUUAGCCAAGGGGCCAAACAGAGAUUCGUGGAGACGGCUGCGCGGGCAAAGAACCCACUGGAAUCCCUCAGCUAUCAGAACUAUAAGGCUCCAACGGGGGAGGAGUUCAAGCUGCUGUGUCGGACUAAAACGGACGCGGAUCCAACGAUGCUGAAAUGGGCAUUCAAACUGGCCGAAACCAAUGUGGGCCCGUUCUACACACAGCUGAAAAUGGGAUGGCAGCCGAAGGUCAAGAAAUCGGAGCUGAACAAGAAAUGGGCUCGCUACUUGGUGGUCCAGAACGACAAGAAGGAGAAUGUGGCUUACUCCAUGUUCCGUUUUGACAUGGACCACGGCGACUGUGUUCUGUAUUGCUACGAAAUGCAAGUGGCCGCGCCCUACCAAAGAAAAGGUCUGGGCAAGUUCAUGAUGCAAAUUCUGGAAGACUGCGCCCGCCACUGGCACCUGGAGAAGCUUAUGCUCACUGUUCUCAAUAACAACGAGCAGUCCAUAUCCUUCUACAAGCAACUAGGUUACGGUAAGGAUGAAAUUUCUCCGGAUGUGCUUGAAGAAGCCGACUAUCAAAUCUUCAGCAAAUCCUUGCUGAACUGAACUCGAUAAAAUAAGACAACUAGAAACUAA
Molecule: messenger RNA, 639 nt
Organism: Drosophila serrata
Lineage: Eukaryota; Metazoa; Arthropoda; Insecta; Diptera; Drosophilidae
Gene: Naa40
Product: N-alpha-acetyltransferase 40
Cellular component (GO): nucleus
Molecular function (GO): histone H2A acetyltransferase activity; histone H4 acetyltransferase activity; protein N-terminal-serine acetyltransferase activity
Source: RefSeq, a predicted model, not a curated record